Molecule: messenger RNA, 2012 nt
Organism: Tuber melanosporum (Perigord truffle)
Lineage: Eukaryota; Fungi; Ascomycota; Pezizomycetes; Pezizales; Tuberaceae
Exons: 4
Coding region: 399-1751 (450 amino acids)
Source: RefSeq, a predicted model, not a curated record
GUUCAUUCGGUCGCUCGCUCGCUCACUAUUUUUCCUCACCCACCCCUAUAAGUUAACGGUUAUUUAUGACUUUCAUUUGUUGUUCCUAGUUGGCCCGCCAUUUUUUUUACGAAAGGGGCGAAUCACGCAAAGGGGAAAAAGGGAGGGGAAUAAUAAAGAAGGAUUUCAUGAGUUCUCGAUACUAAAUUACCGUGAUUCAACUUGAAAGUCUUUUUCUUUCAUUCUUUCAUUCCUAUUCCAUUGUCCGGUUCGACACGGUCUAGCUUAUCUCUCUCUCUCCAUCCCUCGGAAACGGGGGUCGCUCAGGGAGGACUAGUUUCCAGGCAGAGAAACCACCCAAAGAUCUUCCUGCGAGCCAAAAAAGAGACUCGGAAGCCCAACGACAUUCUUGACCAGUCAUGACUUUGCCGCGCUCGCUCCUCUCCAUGUUGCCGCUCGUCCUACUACUUUUACUUCAAUCACUCACUGCAUCCGCAGCUUAUGUUCCAGGCCCAGGUCACGAUCUCUUCGCACGACAAAACCCCAACUGCGUCAAGGACUGUCUGGUUCCUCCGUGCGGUGGAUGUGCUCCGAAUCAGUACUGCGCUCUAAGCGUUCAGACGUGCGAUGCUUGUCCAAAGGCCACCUGUGCCAACAUUCAGAGUGGCGGCGGCGACAGCGACGACGACGGUGGUUCGUCUUCACCAUCUGUUGGGCCAAUCGUAGGGGGGGUGUUCGGGGGGUUGGCAGCGGCGGGUAUUAUUGGGUUCUUGCUCUACAGGACGUUUAUCAAGAAGAAGAAGAAUCAGGAAAGGAUUUCGAUGGCCGCAACAGCUGCGGAAAAGGAGAACGAUUUCGGAAUGUUAAAGAGCGCGAGGGCUUCAACCCAUACCGUUGCUUCGAUCGCAUCCACCGUUCGUACCCGUGCAUCAAACGUCAUCCAGAUCGCCUACAUUCCCGGUGUCACUAAUCGCUCAGGACCCUCUACACCAUCCCACCUGGUUCCACCUAUUCCGCCUCUUCCAAUGAUGGGCUCACCAACAACAUCACAAUAUCCCCGAUCUCCACUGGCUGGCGACUUGCAAUUUUCUGCCGACGAUAUAUUACGUGGUUCCAUGUACACCGUCAAUGAUAAUAGGUCAUCCGUCGCCACGACAAUCUAUGGCCAGAAUGCUGUCGUGUCUCAGCCUAAUAUUAUUCGCGCUGGAAAGGCUGCCGUGGUUACGGUCAAGGGAGGAAGCAGUCUUGCUACAUCUAUCGCCAGUUCACCAUCGUCUACCAUUCCACCUGUGCCGGCUUUGUACCUGAAUGUCAAGGGCAAGGGAAGACAAUCUACAUUGGAAAAAGUACCACCGAGUCCAGCCUUCUCUGUUGGAUCGACCUUUUUGAACAGGAUGAACAGCGCAAAGAAAUUGAAUACCGACCUACCAAAAGGGGCUAUUGGCGAGAAUCACAGCACAGCAUCGUUCAUAUACGACUCGGAUGAUUCGGAUGACGAUAUCAAGCCAGGCCAGCGGAUCAAGCGUCCUCAAUCAGCGUGCAGCAGCUGUAUCACUGACAUGGACACCAGCUCACCCUUCUCCGACACCAAUUCGUUGGCAGUAGAUGACAUACCUGGCCCAUCCAACUCUGGGCAGCCACUAGCUGGUAAUACCCGACGACUAUCUCAAAGCUUGGCUCAGCGCCAGUCGAGGACCCUCGAUGCCAUGGUUGUGUCAUCGCAGAGAACGGUUAGUCCAUUCGACGACUCGAACUCGAUUGAGAAGCAGUGAGUGGUGCAAAAGGGAAUGUUUUGUCUUUCUGUCAUUUUCUAUCGUUCGCACAAGAGGGCUUGCAUGCGCCAUAUGAUUCCAAUGUUGGUCCCAUUACGUUACCCCCCCCCACACCUGUCUGCCUUGAUUGAGUGUUUCCUUUUACACUCACCCCGCUACCUACCUACCCUGUCCCGCUAGUUCGGUAGAACACCAAAACAGGCACUUGGGGCUGAAAUUCUUCUGUCACUCAUUGCAUUAUAUUGCAUUACCAUCCUUUUG